GCAUCCAAAGAAAAAGAAACAACACUUUGUUCAUUGGACCGAGUUAUUGGAAUUAACGCUCACAUGAAUCGAAAAAUUAGCUGAAACCUUUUGGUUUCUAUAUAUAUUUUAAUGAACAUGCUCAGAGCUUUCUUUUUAGCUGCGACGAAUGGACUUGAUAUCACUGAUGCAAUGGCCAGACCCCACUCUCAAAUACUGUGGCUGUCAAAAAGUGAAUAUUUCUCGUUCUUCCACAUUCAUACAUCAUGUCUGCCGCUGCUGUUAACCCCAAGGCUUUCCCUCUUGCUGAUGCCGCUUUGACCAACACCAUUCUCGACCUCGUCCAGCAGGCUUCUCACUACAAGCAGUUGAAGAAGGGUGCUAACGAAGCCACCAAGACUCUUAACCGUGGUAUCUCCGAAUUCAUCAUCAUGGCUGCUGACACCGAGCCCCUUGAAAUUUUGUUGCACUUGCCCUUGUUGUGUGAAGAUAAGAACGUUCCCUACGUCUUUGUUCCUUCCAAGACUGCUUUGGGUCGCGCUUGCGGUGUGUCUCGUUCGGUCAUUGCUGCUUCGGUUACCACCAACGAAGCUUCCGACUUGAAGCCCCAGAUCUUGUCCAUCAAGAACCAGAUCGAAAAGUUGCUUAUCUAAGCACACUUUUUCGUCUCACUCUUUCUUCUUCAUUUCAUAUCAUCAUUCUUUUCUUGAUGAUCCCAGUUGGUGCUGA
Radiomyces spectabilis is the source of this 708-nucleotide messenger RNA. Its product is annotated as ribonucleoprotein-associated protein. Gene Ontology annotation, molecular function: RNA binding. The record is from RefSeq and is a predicted model, not a curated record. Gene Ontology annotation, biological process: mRNA splicing, via spliceosome; ribosome biogenesis; maturation of SSU-rRNA. The transcript is spliced from 4 exons. NCBI's taxonomy places the organism in Eukaryota, Fungi, Mucoromycota, Mucoromycetes, Mucorales, Radiomycetaceae. Gene Ontology annotation, cellular component: box C/D methylation guide snoRNP complex; nucleolus; U4/U6 x U5 tri-snRNP complex. Bases 246 to 632 code for a protein of 128 amino acids.